Messenger RNA from Juglans microcarpa x Juglans regia, 996 nucleotides. Its product is annotated as probable F-box protein At2g36090. Gene Ontology annotation, molecular function: protein binding. Lineage: Eukaryota; Viridiplantae; Streptophyta; Magnoliopsida; Fagales; Juglandaceae. The record is from RefSeq and is a predicted model, not a curated record. Bases 1 to 996 code for a protein of 331 amino acids. The transcript has 3 exons.
AUGGAGCAUCCUGUGUGUCAUUUGAACGACAUUAAUGGCGACGUCCUGGGAGAUAUCAUGGCUCGUUUUGAUGGUUUAACAAUGGCUGCUGCUACAUGUGCCUGUUCUGGCCUCCGUGAUGCAGCUCGAGACCAAAGGUUAUGGAGGCAGUUGACUUCUUAUUUCCUCUGCAACCAUUGGUGGUUACGACAAGUCUCUGCUUCUCAAUUUGCAUCGCUGGCAGACAUUUUCUACAAAAAAGACUGCGUUUUCUCUAAAGUAAUGGAUGGCAUUCCCCAAGCAAUGGAUGCUAACUAUGACGAAGGGAGUGAGUGCACUCCGAAUGUGAGCACCGAUGACUGUCGUAGAUGGUACUCAAAUUGCCCAUUUAAACUAGAGCUGUUGAGCCUGGAAAAUGAUGAAGGCACGGAUUUUGAUGGCGAACUCGGGUACGCCGACAACGAAGAUGUGGAUCAAGACCUCGGACACAAUGCCAAUGAUGAAGAGAGAAGAGGUUUUUUAGCCAUGGCAGUGGCAGAGAAUGGAAAUCUGAGACAUGAUCACAGCAAGGAGCUGGAGGAGAACCUCAGGUUAAGUUGGGUGCUGCUGGACAAGAAAAACGGCACAACUGUAAAUCUCUCAAGCUGGAAGCCACUCUUAGUACAGAGGAGCUGGCCUUUUAAUGGGGAUUAUGUCCUUCAUUUUGGUAGCAUUAUACCGGUGGAGGAGAGUUUGCUGCAUCACAAGUUGGCUAAAUGCAAAAUCGUAAUUAGAUGCAAGCCAACAGAAAGUGGUGGGCGUCCAAACUGGAGGGAAAUUAGCAUGCAGAUCGAGGACAUUACAGGUGCUAGUGUUGGUGGAAGUAAGAGUCUGGUAGUUCUGAAUCACGCUCUAGACUGCUUGCGGAGUACAAAUCACCUUGAAGUUGAAAAGGGUUAUCGCCAAUAUCAGAAGAAGCAGAGAGAGCGUUUCUCAACCAAAUCCAAGGAAUUCUUCUCAGCUGAGCACAUUUUGUAA